Messenger RNA from Symsagittifera roscoffensis, 3749 nucleotides. Its product is annotated as putative neurotrophin receptor LTRK 1. The coding region runs from base 1010 to 3583 and encodes 857 amino acids. Gene Ontology annotation, cellular component: signaling receptor complex; plasma membrane. The record is from RefSeq and is a predicted model, not a curated record. The transcript has 3 exons. Gene Ontology annotation, biological process: multicellular organism development; cell surface receptor protein tyrosine kinase signaling pathway; positive regulation of phosphatidylinositol 3-kinase/protein kinase B signal transduction. NCBI's taxonomy places the organism in Eukaryota, Metazoa, Xenacoelomorpha, Acoela, Convolutidae. Gene Ontology annotation, molecular function: protein tyrosine kinase collagen receptor activity; protein binding; collagen binding.
AAAGGGGUCACUAAUAGAAGCAUUCUCUAUUUAUCAGCUUUUAGUUGAAGUAACAGCUUACAAAUAUUCGAGCAAUAAAUGCUGUUAUGGAUUCAUAAAAAAGGGUCGCUCUGGUUUAGAAAAUAACUAUCAUGAGGACAUUGCUCUUGGGUAUCGAAAUGUAGUCCAGCUUUUAUCUCUGCCAUACCAGACAUUUAUUAGUUCCAUAGCAGACAUUUAUUUUUAGUAAUAAAAUUUCAGAACUAAUUUGAUUAUAUUAGAGAAAACUACAGUAAACUAGUUUUCAAUCUAGUGAUCCCAAAUUCCAGUUUAUUGUUAAGUUUUACCUGAUACCAAACUUUAAGCACCUAACAAAAUUCAAAACGUAUAUUUAAUAUUUUUCGUCAACAACGAUGAAUUUGGACAGACAUUUUGUCAAAAUUUGUCUCAGCAAGGCCUAUACAAGAGCUCUUUUGAUGAAUUAAAGCGACCUCUUUGAAGCGUCUUGAGUCAAAGGCUGUUUUAUAGCUGACUCGUUUUCGCUAUCGCAAAUCAACCAUACCAAUUAAUACCAAUCCGAAAUUAUCUAGCAACAAAGAUCGAUUUAAGUCAAAGGGAGCAUUUCAACGUCUACACAGCAGUCGCCUGGACGGAAACAACGCAGUGCUAAUCCCAGCGGGUGAAACCACGCAUUUCUCAUGUUUACACUCUUGUCAUAUUGUUCAACUUAUUUGCUCACUUUAUUACAAUUUUAUUUUUCACUAUUUGACAAUUAAAUUACAAGUAUCGAUUCACAAUUGACACUUGCCUAUUAAGAGUACAUUAAUUAUUCUUAACAACACAAAUAAAAGUCCAUUAUUUAUAUGAACUCGGCGAGUCGUCUCAACUUGUCGUCCUCUUAAAAAAAUUCUCAAUUUCGAUCGACCGCACAAAAAAAAUUACUCCUAAAUUCCGAUUUCAAGAAGCAAACAGCUUCGGAACAUUCCGUAAACUGAGAGUUGAUUCUUCCGUUUCAGCAAGUGAUUGCACAAUGACGGAAUCCUUAUUUCUUUCUCAAUUUCGAGGAAAAACAAAGCCUCGAGCCUGUUUAUUCCUCUUAAAGUGCACCUUGAAAUUCUGCCUCUUUCUGUCCCUGGUUCGAAUGGGAGAGGGGGUCGGUGGCGAUGAUUCGGACUUGGAUACCAAAAGUUGCUUCGAUUUCGACAUGCCCAUCGGCUGUUACUGUGAGAGUCUUCAGUCAUACACAGUCAAAUGCACAGUCUACCCGAAAUCCCUACCCAGCAUCGUCAAGAGACUCAUAAUUCAGAAGCUCCUCCAGAUCCCAAACGAGCCCGGAACCUACGACUCGGAGUCUCGUCUCGUCGCCAUAACUUGCAGAGACUGCUCUUUCGCCAGCAUACCCUCUAACGCAUUCGUCCAAUUUCCAAACUUACGCGAAAUAGACUUUUCGAGCGGGCAAAUAUUCCACGUAUCGCCUGACGCUUUCAAUGGACUGGAUAACCUCAAAGAUCUCGACCUAAGUUUCAACCGUUUGACUGAUCUCCACAGCGAUGCAUUGAUUUCCGUCAAAACUACGUUGGAGAGCUUGAAAAUCAACAAUAACAAGAUCGACAAAAUACCGCUCAACGAUGUGCAAAACCUGAACCAAAUUAAUCAUCUAAGCCAGCUUGAGUAUCACAGCAACCCAAUUUUCUGCUCCUGUCAAUUGUUCUACAUACACCAAUUGAUAAAACUUAAACAAAUUUCCUCCGAUUUCAACAUCGAAUCAUGUUAUCUGAAUCCCAGCUUUCUAACUUUCAGUGAAGAACAAGAGUUUCUCGAAUCGAAUUGUCCAUCACAUUUCGAGCCAAUAAUAACCAACAUAACAGAAAUCGACUGCUCAACUGUCGCUGUGAGCUUCAAGUACGAACCCUUUGUCCACAACUUUUCCAGCCGGAUAACUUACACAGUGGAAAUUGAGACCGAACAUCAGAGAGCUGAGAGGCACGAGGUAGCCGGACCACACUUCAUAUUACCAAAUCUAGCCGCUAGAACAACGUACCAACUCAGCAUCACUGCAGCUCAGGAGGGAAGUAGCGUCGACCGCAGCAAAUACCGAAGGUUCCGUAUCACUCAAUUUGUACACACAGGUAGUGGAAAAAUCGAGGAAUGUGCUCCAUUUCCAAGCACUUUGGGUCUUCAAGACCAGAAACAGUCGAAUUUCAUAUACCACACUGGAAUCAUAAGUGCAGUGGCCAUAUCUUCCACCGUAUUCAUAGCAAUGAUCGCGGCAAUUUUUGUUUAUUUCUGCCGAUCUUCGCGCAGUGUUCUUAACCCAGCUUCGCUAUUCAAGCCCAGGGCUUGCUUCAAUGAGUUCAACAUCGCAGCCAAUCAACAACCGGCACUAACAUUCAUGGCAAAUCACGAUUCGGUUUUGCAUACUGGGAACGACAAAUUCUGCAGCAGCGACGCACUUAGGCGACACAUAAUAUCGAACCCUUGCAUCAAAAUUGUUCGACAUGAGAACCUCGCAUUCAACCGGGUGCUGAAAAGCGGAAAAUUUGGAACAAUGUAUUGUGCCGAGGCAUUUAUGAUCAAGGCCGAAGAGUACCACAGCAAUGUAACAGUGAUCGAAUUCUCACAGCGAACGCUAUGUGAGCGAACUGGAUCUAAAUUGAUCAAUUUUUGUCGCUUGAGUCAUCCCAACAUUCUGAGUGUCCUUGGAAUCCAAGAAACAAUGGGUCCCAUUGCUUUGAUCUUGGAGUACAUUCCAGAAUACAUGGAUCUAAGAAUGUUCCUCAAACGCAUGCAAUUAAGGAGUCGCGUACCGGCUCACGAAGACCCUGUACAAGUUUUGUCGCUAGCAGUUGCUCAAGUAAUCAGCGGUGUUUCGUAUCUGUCACAGAACGGAUUCAUACACGGAGAUAUCAGUGCUCGAUCAUGUGUAGUGACUGGUAAUUUCUGCAUUAAAAUCACAUUCACAGGUGCGCAGGUUGACUUUUACCCCGAGGACUACUUGAGAACUGGAUCCCGAUGUCUUCCGCUACGUUGGAUGGCAUGGGAAGCCAUUCAAUUUGGAUCCUACUCUUUGCAAAGCGAUAUUUGGAGUUUCGGGGUCCUAAUUUACGAGAUAUUCACUUACGGAGACCGACCGUUCCGAGAAAUGACAGAUAUGGAAGUCGCCUCACACGUGACUGAGAAAAGAGGAUCGCUCAGCUCUUUCCCAAAACCCUUCAUUUGCCCAGACGAGAUCUGGAAAAUAGCCGAAGACUGCUGGCGUCACGGACCAAACGAGCGAAUCACAGCAUGUGGAAUCGAGAAUCGACUUCUGCAGGAAGUUUGGAACAUAUACAUUACAGAGAAUGAAGACAUGACACAAUCUGAGUUCGAACAAACUUUCAAAUCCGAGAUGGUUCGGCGAAUGAGCGAGAGCCGAGUUAACUUGAGUCAGACUGGAUAUUAUUCACUUUCGGACGAGGAAGAAACGACAGCGGGAAGUACUCUAAAUCAAUGUAGUGGGUUUGAAAAUACCACCACCCACGCUGAAGUGAUUUUGCCUUCUGUGAUCAACAACAAUCUCUCUCAGCAAAACAAUAAACUGUACUAUCUUGAAGCUUCUGCUUAACAAUUAACUAACAAGAUGAGUCAAACCAAUUUUUUAUUCAGUUAGAAGUGAUUGAACAUCAAAUGUUCAUUUCGUACUAGCCAUUUCUAAAUUUCACUUCAUUUUGUACUUCUUUAAACUUAUUUAACUUCCAUGCUCAUUAAUUUACAAUAAAUGCUUAUCUUCA